ACUGGCCAGGGCCCGCAGCCAGGAGCCAGGAAACGUCUACUAGCACGAGUGGCCUUGCCCAGCAUGUCGCUGGCUCAGCCUCCUUAUCCAAACAGCAAAGCUGCCUCCCUGGGAUGUAGAGAAGACACGGUUCAAUGUGCAGACCUUCUCCCUGUCCAGCAUCUCCGGCCUCCAAUUCCAGGACAUCAGUAGUAGCACAGGUGAAAACAAAAGCCUGUCUCAGCGGCCAUAACUCUGCCAGCAGCACCUCAAAGCCAUUCAAAACGCCCAAAGACAAUCUUCUUACCUCCAGCAGCAAACAGCACACAGUCUUUCCCGCAAAAGGAUCAAGGGACAAACCAUGUGUUCCGGUUCCCGUAGUCAGUUUAGAGAAAAUUCCUAACCUAGUGAAGGCAGAUGGUGCCAAUGUCAAAAUGAACUCUACAACCACUACUGCAGUCACUUCUUCCUCCUCCUCCUCCUCCUCCUCCUCUUCCUCUUCUGCUGUCUCCGCCCCACCUCUAAUUAAGCCCAUCCUGAUGUCUAAGUCGGUGCCACCUUCACCUGAGAAGAUCUUAAAUGGCAAAGGGAUCCUGUCCGCCACCAUAGACAAGAAACACCAAAAUGGCACCAAAAACAACAACAAGCCUUACCGGAGACUUUCAGAGAGAGAAUUUGACCCAAAUAAACACUGUGGAGUAUUGGAUCCCGAGACAAAGAAACCUUGCACAAGAUCCCUCACCUGCAAGACACAUUCACUAAGCCAUCGGAGGGCAGUCCCAGGCCGGAAAAAGCAAUUCGACCUCCUCCUGGCAGAACACAAAGCCAAGUCCCGGGAGAAAGAAGUUAAAGAGCAUCUCCUGACUUCCACAAGGGAAAUACUUCCAAACCAAACUGGGCAAGUUCAGGAUUCUCUGCCCGGAUCUUCAGGGAGCUCCGGGCCAGAACCGAAAGUCACAUCUCCUGCGAAAUCCAGGCCACCUAACUCUGUGCUCCCCAGACCAUCAUCUGCAAAUAGCAUAAGCAGCAAUGCAUCUUCAAAUCUCAGCAGCUACACUCCAGAGCCUCCUCUACCCCCAGUAGGAGGUGAUCUUGCCAGCCGACUGUCCAGUGAUGAAGGAGAGAUGGAUGGAGCCGAGGAAUCUGAGAAAUUAGACUGUCAGUUCUCUACACACCACCCCAGACCUCUUGCGUUUUGCUCAUUCGGGAGUCGCCUCAUGGGACGGGGGUACUAUGUGUUUGAUAGAAGAUGGGAUCGUUUUCGAUUCGCCCUAAACUCCAUGGUAGAAAAACACUUGAAUUCACAGAUGUGGAAGAAGAUCCCUCCUGCGGCAGAUACCCCCAUGCCCUCGCCAGCAGCCCACAUCACCACCCCUGUUCCAGCAUCCGUUUUGCAGCCUUUCAGCAACCCCAGUGCUGUGUAUCUUCCUUCAGCUCCCAUCAGCUCAAGACUCACCUCUUCUUACAUAAUGACAUCAGCCAUGCUCUCAGACGCAGCUUUUGUGGCAUCGCCGGACCCGCGUGUCCUCAUGUCCCACACCACAGCUUUCCCUCAUGUGGCCGCUACCCUCAGCAUCAUGGACUCAACCUUCAAGGCUCCAUCCGCCGUGUCCCCGAUACCAGCUGUCAUCCCUUCCCCAUCCCACAAGCCAUCCAAAACCAAAACCAGCAAAUCCUCAAAAGUCAAAGACCUGUCUGCCCGUAGCGACCAGUCUCCAAGUAACAAAAAGAGGAAGCCACAGUCUUCGACUUCCUCUUCCUCCUUGUCCUUGCAGACUUCCCUCUCAUCGUCGCCAUUGUCAGGGCCCCACAAAAAGAACUGUGUUCUCAAUGCCAGUUCUGCUUUGAACUCCUAUCAGGCAGCCCCUCCCUAUAACAGUCUGUCUGUGCACCACUCCAACAAUGGGGUGAGCCCACUCAGUGCCAAGCUGGAGCCCUCAGGACGGACCUCGCUGCCCGGCGGCCCCGUGGACAUAGUGAGACAGGUGGGCGCGGUGGGCGGCAGCAGUGACUCCUGUCCCCUCUCGGUGCCCUCCCUUGCGCUCCACACGGGGGAUCUCUCUCUGGCCUCACACAAUGCCGUGUCUUCUCUGCCCCUUUCUUUUGACAAAUCAGAAGGAAAAAAGCGUAAGAACUCAAGUACUAGUAGCAAAGCCUGUAAAAUCACUAAAAUGCCUGGUAUGAAUAGCGUUCACAAAAAGAACCCGCCCAGUCUUCUUGCACCGGUGCCCGAUCCCGUUAACAGCACCUCCUCUCGGCAGGUUGGGAAAAAUAGCAGCCUAGCUUUGUCACAAUCCAGUCCUUCAAGCAUAUCCAGCCCAGGACACAGCCGACAGAAGAACACAAACAGAAUGGGCAGGAUAAGGACGCUUCCAUAACAAGAUGAUGAAGCCACUUCCAAAACAAUUUCUGGUGGUGAUCGCACCCUAGGAGGCUGUGGCACAGAGGAGGGAAGGGGACUGGCCCAUGAGCAAGCAUCUGUUACCUGUACCCUGCUGUGGCUCUGGCCUUUCUUCUUUCUUCUUCCCCCUCCUCCUUUCUUCUUUCUUUUCUUUUUCCUUUUCCUUCUUCCUUCUCCUCUUCCUUCUUCAUUGACCAAAUUUCAGUUUGAAGAAAAAGAAAAUGGCAAAAAGAACGUGCAUUUGAGAUUGACAGCAAACAGUCCCAGUGUUUUCUUUACAUUUUUCAUUUGCCACAUUUAUACACGCUUCCAAAUGUGGAGUCACUCCCUCAGACCCUGGUGUUGCUACUUCACUGAGAGCAGACACAGCCGGAUGCCGGCUCUGAGCCGGUCUCCCAUGGAAGCUCUUGAACCAUCACACAUGCAGAGCUCUUUUACCCCCUCAUCUUCUCUUAUCCCAUCCCUCCAUCCCCAACCUGACCCUCACUGGUCCCCACCUGCCAUCAGAAGGUGCUGCUCUCACCAGCCACCCCUAGACAGGGUGCUUAGGAAAGAAGUCUCUAGAAGAGGAGCUUGUGUUUGAAGUAGAAAGAGCCAGAGAGUCAAAGGGAUACCUUCCUGGGCACCAUGGUUACAGCUAAAUGCUAAGGGCCAAAUUGAGAACAGUGGCCAUACAUUAACAUACAUAGUAAAGUACCUGAACCAGUACUACAGUCCAGCUGUGCAGCUCAGAAAAGAUCUACUGAGUUUAAUCAGAGAUGGGGCUUGAGUGGGUGGCAGGAAGCAGAUCGUAGGGCAUAAAGGACAAUAUCCCUUGAAAUAUGUGGGAACCAGGUGACUGAUAGUUUGAGCUUGCUAAGAAUGCCUUUCGCAGCAGUGUGCAAGUUCCCAAAGCUGGGUGAGCAGAGCGAGUCCAAGAAAGCUACUCCAUGAGAUGAUGGGGUGAUCAUAGCUACUGUAGGUUCUGGAGCUUCUCUUCAGGGCCAGGAAUAUCCUCCAGGAAAAGCUUAUUUGGAGAAUUUUGUGCCAAACUCACCCACACCCGAAAAUGAGCUUGCCUCAACUCAAAUGUCCUAGCUCAGAGACAGAAGUAGUAAGAGCAAGCCCCCCCCCCUUGGUUAAGAACCAGUGAAAGAGCUGGGAGACCUUGGCACACUGCAGUUUUCAGCACCCCACACUGGAGUUUUGAAAAAGGUGGUAACAUCCUAAGUUCUAAUGAUCAUAAUCAACGGAAUUUCACAGCAUAAGGCUGGUGUUCCAUGCGCUUCUGAACUUACGGCACCACGCUGUGACAUAGAGCAAAGAUACCAAGAGAUUCCACUGAAAUCUGAAAUGAAUGCUAGUUUCACAGCUGGACACACCCCUCUUCCUCUCCCUGAAGUUUUCCUUUAUGUUUCCUCUCUCCCAACCCAAAGAUCAGACUACUGGUAACUUGUACCAUGUGAUUGGAAUCUGCAAAGACGGGAGGCAAAUGGAGUGAUUUACAUCAAUGCAAUUGCACUGACAGUGUUUCUUAUAGAAUUACUAAAUUUUUUAAAUAUAAAAUGAUUUUUUUUAAAAAAAUCAGGAGUUGCUAUUAAGUACCAGGACAUUUAGUUGGGAUGAUUUCAUUUUUUAUUUUUACAGUGUUAAAAGUGCACUUAUAUGCUGGUUUAUUUACGUCUUGGGAAAAAGAGACUGCAAAUUGAAGGGACGAUUGUUACUUUUCUUUUUAAAAAAAGGAUAAGGCAGAUUUUAAGACUUAUAAAUGUUUAAGAUUAUAAACAAGGUUAGAUCCUUUGAAAAAAGUUUAGAAGAUAUUCUUAAAGUAAAUUUUUAUAGUGUUAAUUUUGUAAUAAUUUAUGUUUUACUAUAUUACAGAGCUAACUGACCAGAAUAGUUUCAGAAACAAUAUGAAACUUAGGAAAGUUUAAGCAAUGUUUAUAUUUUUUAAAUGUUCUUUGAAUUAUGUUUUUAUUGUACAUUUCUUCAGACUGAAAAAUA
This is a messenger RNA of Dipodomys ordii (Ord's kangaroo rat), 4363 nucleotides long. Its product is annotated as ataxin-7-like protein 1. The record is from RefSeq and is a predicted model, not a curated record. NCBI's taxonomy places the organism in Eukaryota, Metazoa, Chordata, Mammalia, Rodentia, Heteromyidae. The transcript is spliced from 10 exons. The coding region runs from base 135 to 2357 and encodes 740 amino acids.